Molecule: messenger RNA, 6922 nt
Organism: Scleropages formosus (Asian bonytongue)
Lineage: Eukaryota; Metazoa; Chordata; Actinopteri; Osteoglossiformes; Osteoglossidae
Product: mitogen-activated protein kinase kinase kinase kinase 2-like
Exons: 34
Coding region: 3064-5676 (870 amino acids)
Biological process (GO): protein phosphorylation; intracellular signal transduction
Cellular component (GO): cytoplasm
Molecular function (GO): ATP binding; MAP kinase kinase kinase kinase activity
Source: RefSeq, a predicted model, not a curated record
AUUUUCCUCCAUCGCACAUCACGUGGCCCACGCUGGCCACGGGGACAAUCCGCUUGACGGCUCCCUCUCCUCACCGCGUGGUUCUGGGCUCCAGCUCGCUGCAGGGUGACCUUCUCUGAACCCCCGACAGGCGCCUCUGUAACGCUGCCCAUUUACGUCCAGGUGCCGGGGACGAGGGCCGGGACACACGAGCACGUCGAGAAAUGCCGAUUCAGCCACUUCAGCAGCUUGAGGAAUUCUGGACGGGCUGAGUGGGAGGGGGGGGUACAGACCGGGGGCAGAGUCUACUUUCACUGCGGGACAAUCCAAACAUACCGUACACUCUGUGUGUCAGAGAGAGAGACUGCUCCCCGCACAAAGCAUCCCUCUAUUUAACGACCAGGUCAACACGACCGCAAACACUCGUACCCCAGCAGGAGGGCAGAAACGCACCUGGCGAAGGAGCACGGACGGGUUCCAAAAUAAAGCGUAUGCGGACGUUGUUACAAACACUCGCUUCACGCAUUCAGACUCACAACAGAUGAGUCCCGGCUGAAAAUAUCCGACUGGACACAUAUGAUUGAUGGACCGAGUCCAACUCCAUUAAAGUUUCAACGACAUCAGAGGAGUGAGAGAUUAAGACGAAUGAGGAAGGACAUCCCAGGAUGGGUGGGUGGUGGGGGGGGUGUCGCUCACCUUAUGGGUACAAAGGGUACGCGUUUCACGUAUCGUGUGCAGCACGCCACUCGAACGAACGCAAAACGCAGUAUUUCACAGUACAUAUCAUUAUACCUGUGCUAAAGCAUCUAACUUGCACCGGCAUCACGUGUUUGAACUUUUGAGGAACAAUUUCAGGGUUUGUCUUUCUUCUGUGGACCAUUAAAGCAAAAACAUACAUGUACAGUACGCAUACAUACGGCCUCGUACCAGGCGACCUUACGGACGUCUGCUCAAUCGUACGGAAUCACAUACCAAGUUGACAAAGAGCUCGCAAGCAAAACUCAACAUUUCGAGUGCCGUUCUGACGCACCCGAGUUCCUCACGUUUCGUUACUAAACCACGUUGGGAUUUUAUUCUCCGAUUUCACAGUCAACGUUCACUUUGGUAAAACCGUACACGCGGUCACUGCUGCGCCGCACGUGCAGCACAGACGCAACAUCGUUGCGCACCUUCGCUCCGAGCGCGCACUUUUCACCAGAAGAGAAACAAUGUGCGGCUUGUCCCUCGUACGUCACCGGACUUAUUCGUAACGAUUUCGGCAGCGGACAAGGCAGCUUUCUGAAAGGGUCCUUUCCGUAAUCCGCAGCUCUGGCAAAUAUUCACGUUCCCACGAGCCGAAAGAACAACUUUCCCUGCCAAACGUGGUACUCAUUAACUCGAGGAAACGGUCCUUCCACGUCCGCACAGCGAUGCUGCAACAGUGUAAGGUAGAGAAGAGACGCUCGCUUCGCGCCGUUUGUCUUUACAGUGACAGGGCUGCCAUUAAUAUCACUGCGUGUUAAUAAUUCAUAUUUAGCCGACGCCGUUGUCCAGAGUGGAUUUCAGUGUCAGACACAUAUGCACCCAUCCACAAAACAGAACAAUGCAACACAAACACACACACUUCCACUUUCACACACAAAGGGCAAGCCUGAAGUCACCAGUUCAGCUGGAGCACAUCCUUGGAUUGCGGGAGGAAACAGGAGCACCUGGCGGAAACCCACGUGAACGCAAAGAGAAGGGAUAAACUCCACACACGUUGAGCCGGGUUCCAGUCCGCGUCGAAAUCCGCAGCCCGAGAACCGCGAGGCACCUGUGCUACCCGCUGCACCGCUGUGCCGUCCAUCAUCCGGAGAGCUCCCGGCUGGUUCUAUAAGGACGGGAGCAGUCAAAGCGAGAGAUGGAGGGGAGAAGGACUUGAUGGAUGACAACAAGGACUUGAGUCAGCAACACAGGCAGCAAGGCCAAGGCUCUGCGGUUAACGCACUGCACCUCAAAUCACAACUUACUGUCCGACGAGCCCACCUUUCUAAGCAGGAUGCAAAGUAGCGAAUGUUGACAGUAACCAUCAGUGUUCAUUUCAUCCUUUUCCAAAUCACACCUCGUUUGGUUGUUCCACAAGGAGUCCAAGCUGAACACCUUCUGCUCCACUGCGGAAACACUCAUUCAAACACAUCCUGUGUGUCUCUUACACACUCACACAGAUUUUUUUUUUUUUUUUAAUCCCUUUUUCGCAUCUUCUGAGCCCUGUUUUCGUCCCCAGCUGCGCACCUCAGCAACAACAACAGGGCCGUUUUCUGUCAAUUAGCGGCCUGCUGCUGUGUGUCCGACCAAGGGGACGAGAGGACUCCACGCCAGGUCUCCAUCGGGACCGACAAACUGGGCUAAAACGCGGCCGCGCGCUUGUUUCAAAUAAUAAUAAUAAUAAUUAUUCUAAUAAUAACAACAAGAACGACGAGCAACUAUUAUUAAAUAAAAGAGAACAGAACAUGUCAUGUUCGCCGGGCUCAGUCUGUGACCGAGGCGCUACUCGUUCGUUCGUUAAGUGGCGCCUCGGUCGGUCGAUGACACAGCAAAGUAGGGAAAAAAAGAGCGAGAAAACCGGACAAUCGGCGGUCGUGCAGAGAGAUCAGGGUAAAGAGUGUAAACGUGAACACUGGCGGUGAGAGUAAACACUCGUGUGACACUAGACAGUCAGUGUAACACAGACAGAGAGUGUAAACACGCCAUGAUAAAAUUGUAGCAGCAACGGCGCGUCAGGCGUCGAAACGCGAACAUCGACAUCAUCAGUCGCUCGAGCCGCGUCGCGCUCUUGACUUCACGGUGAAAUUUACUCUCAUUACACUCACUGGUGAGAAGAACAAAAGGGUAGCGGCGGCAGCAGCUCUUCCGGCCCAGUCCGUGCUGUCGCUCCCCGGUGGAUGUGAGCCAGCCGUCGCACCUCCGCGUCCCCGCCGCCGCGGACCGGACAGCGCGAAGAAGAGACGGCGGAGAAGAAGCUCGUAUUAACGCGAAAGGAAGCAUGACGGCGGACGAGCAUCCAUCCCCGGCUGACAUGAGCGCGUCCCCGUGAGCCGCGCGCGCGCGCGCGCCGCGCUGCCAGGCAUGGACACUAUCGGGGAGGCGAUCGGGGUCUCCCUGCUGAACCCGCUCGAUGACUACGAGCUCAUCCACCGAAUUGGGAGCGGCACCUACGGAGAUGUUUUUAAGGCCCGUAACAUAAAGACAUCAGUCAUUGCAGCUGUGAAAAUUGUAAAACUUGAUCCAGGCGAUGACAUCUCAUCCAUCCAGCAGGAGAUCACCAUGAUCAAAGAGUGUUCACACAAAAACAUUGUGGCAUAUUUUGGCAGCUACCUCAGAAAUAACAAGCUGUGGAUAUGUAUGGAGUACUGCGGAGGGGGCUCCCUUCAAGACAUCUACCACAUUACGGGCCCGCUGAAGGAGAGACAGAUAGCCUACGUGUGCAGGGAAACGCUCCAGGGUCUGCAUCACCUGCACGAAGCUGGAAAAAUGCACAGAGACAUCAAGGGAGCCAACAUCCUCCUGACAGAGCGGGGAGAUGUCAAACUGGCUGACUUUGGGGUAGCAGCCGAAAUUAAUGCCUCUGUGGCCAAGAGGAAGUCUUUUAUUGGAACGCCUUACUGGAUGGCGCCGGAAGUGGCCGCUGUGGAGAAGAAAGGUGGGUAUAACCAGCUGUGCGACAUCUGGUCCGUGGGCAUCACUGCAAUUGAAUUCGCCGAGCUCCAGCCACCCAUGUUCGACUUGCACCCGAUGAGGGCCUUGAUGGUGAUGUCAAAAAGCAGCUUCCAGCCUCCCAAACUGAAAGACAAGGCCAAGUGGUCGGCAGACUUCCACAGCUUCAUUAAAACAUCCCUCACGAAAAACCCUCGUAAGAGACCCACGGCAGAGAAGCUCCUGCAGCACCCGUUCAUGACGCAGCUGCUGACUCGCACCCUGGUCAUUGAGCUCCUGGACAUGGCCAGCAACCCAGACCUCAACUCUACGCACACUUUGGACGAGAGUGACCUAGAGACAUGCGAUGCCUUCCCCGACAAAAUACAAUCCUUAAGUAAGCAUCUGGUGGUACAGAGGACUCUCUCCGAAGAGCAGUUUGAGCAGGUCAAGUUUGGGCCCCCCAUGAGGAAAGAGACGGAGCCGUACCCCGAGCUGGGUUGUUAUGACGAUUGGAGCAUCGCGGGAGAUGAAAAGAACUCCCCGAGCCUCCUGGAAUGUGUAGAGGAGGCGCUGCUGGAGAGGAGUCUAACUAUAAAGAGAGUGCCUUCUGCUGAGCAAUGUCCCGCAGAGGAGGAGGAUAAAUGUGCGACAGUUCGGAGGUGUGGUGCGGUAACUCCUUCGGAGUCCAGCUCCUCUCUCCUGGCUUCCCUAAACUCCCUGUGCCCCAGCCUGGAGGACAUGGACCUCAGCUUCAGUCCAAACUCCACCCUUUGUCUGAACACCGCCCCCCUCUCCAGCCCCACCACAGCAGGGGGCGCAAAGUGUGAGGAGCAGAGGCCCAGGAGGAGUCCUUCCCCUACCCCGCGGGCCCUUUCUCCGGAGUGGAGCACACUAAGAAGGAAGACGGAAGAAUCUCGAGCUGAGUGCCACGGGCUGCCGCCAACUCCUCAGGUGCACAUGGGAGCCUGUUUCUCCAAAGUGUUCAAUGGCUGCCCCCUCAGAAUGCACUGCGCCGUCACCUGGGUUCUACCAAAGACCAGGGAUCAGUAUCUCAUUUUGGGUGCAGAUGAGGGGGUCUACACCCUCAAUCUCAACGAGCUGCAUGAGGACACCAUGGAGAAGUUGCUUCCACAGAGGUGCACUUGGCUGUAUGUGAUGAACAACGUGUUGAUGUCUGUCUCAGGGAAGUCCUCGCAGCUGUACUCCCACAACCUGACGGCGCUGUUCGAGAACCGGGCGAACUUGCAGAAGAGGCAGGGCCACCUGGCCAUCAGCACCAAUCGCCUGUCUCAGCGGAUCAACCCAAGGAAGUUUGCCAUCUCCGCGAAGAUCCCGGACACCAAAGGCUGUCGGCGGUGCGGUGUGGCGCGCAACCCCUACACGGAUAGCACGUUCCUGUGUGGGGCGCUGCCGUCCGGACUGGUCCUGCUGCUGUGGUAUGAACCUCUGCAGAAGUUCAUGCAGCUCAAGCACUUUGCCGUGUCUCUCCCGGAGUCUCUGCCCGUCUUUGAGCUUCUGGUUCAGGAGAGCGACGAGCUCCCGCAAGUGUGCGUGGGCCUGAGGGAGUGUGUCCGGGGGGGUGGGGCCCCUCCCACGCCCUCGCCCUCGCCCGGCGGCAAGCGGCUGCAGUUUGACAUCGUGCGCUUGAGCAACGCGGGCAGCGCUCAGCCAGACAGCGUCCCUCUCGGGGCCGUGCAGGUGACGCAGCUGGACCGGGACUCUGUCCUCAUUGCGCUGGAGAAGACUGUGAAAAUUGUGGACCUGCGGGGUUGUCCAAGCCGGGAAUUCACCUCGGAGCUCACCUUUAAUUUCGCCAUCGAGACAUUAAUCUGUUUACAGGACAGCGUGCUGGCUUUUUGGAAGCAUGGACUUCAAGGAAGGAGUCUCCAUAGCAAUGAGAUUACCCAGGAGAUCACGGACGAAAGCCGUGCCUUCCGGGUCCUGGGGACAAACAGGGACAUCAUUCUGCAGAGCACACCUACGGGGAACCCUUCCGCCUCCAGUAACCUGUACAUACUGACGGGCCACGAGAGCAGCUGCUAGGAGGGAUUUGGGGGAGGGGGCACCGAUUCUCAGAGCGCACACUACUGGUCAGCCUGAACCGUCCAGUAGCGAGCAACACUGCCAAAGCAUUCAAAGAUUCAUCACUCCAAGCCAUGGACAAUUGCGGCAGGGACGUGUCCUGCUGGCAGAGAGACGGACUCGUGGCUCGCUUUCUGAUCCUUAGACAUUUGGAAGAGCGGCACUUAACGGGGGGCACGGCACUAAGCAAAGUACACGUUUACGGUCCGGGAUGGAAAAGCGCGCGGCCCGGCGAAGGGGACGUCGCCGUUGCUCAGGCUGGUCCGUGGGCGCACGUCGCGGAGGUCGCUCGAGGACCGGCGCCUUAUCUUUGUGCUGCGGUGCGGGGCUAAGACGGGGGGGGGGGGGUCUGUCUGCCAGGUGCCCGUGACCUUGGCUGCGGUGCAGGAUGGGAUGGUGAAGCUCCGUCUUUGCCGGAGGACCUUCUGACAGCAAUAGCCAGCGCUCGCGGCGCUUUGACGUCUGGACGCGAGCGGGACUCACUUGCUGGGGCGCAUCCGCUCCUCACCUGUACACCUGUGUGUCUUUCUGAGACGUGCGAGGAACCGCAAUGAAACUAUUAGGUGCUAUUGAACAAAGGUCCACCUUUUGAAAAUAACAUUAUUUUAAAUCUUGCACUUGGGCAGUUAAUUUGGGGAAAUAUCCUGUACACAAAUUCAUAAACCUGAAAAACAGCUCAAAAAUGAGAUGGUUUAUUAAUAAGGUAAAAUAUGGUUAUAAGGAGGCUGUAAGAGCACAUUGUCCUAAAUAUGUGUGACUUCUCUAAACUUACAACUUUUCACGAGCACGCUUUAGGUGAUAAUGAUUCUUUACUUUUCUACAUAAUCACUGCAUUAAAAACAAGAGCAGGUUUUAAAGCAAGGACUGUACCGGUUCAGAGGUGGGAAUAAACGAAAAAGUCCACGAGCGCUUACGAAUGGCAGAUGAGGCUUAUGAUCACCAGCCUGUCGUCUGUGCAGCUCGCAAUAAUUUUUAAUCCAAAUCCCGGGCAGGAAAUUCAUAAUUUGAUGGCAGCGGUAAUGAUAAUAAUGGUAGCUCAAUAAUGUGGACAUGAGCCAUUAAAACUCUUUGUAAUUUAUUUGAUAUUUACUGUAUGUAAAGAAAAAUGAAGAGUUAUUCUUCUCGUACAAUUGUCAUUAUAUAAUGUGGGACUGUUCAGUGUUGAUGCAAGGCUGUGAAAAAAUGAAUAUGCAUCUGAUAUAUGAGA